Molecule: messenger RNA, 2626 nt
Organism: Thecamonas trahens ATCC 50062
Lineage: Eukaryota; Apusomonadida; Apusomonadidae
Exons: 2
Coding region: 1-2577 (858 amino acids)
Molecular function (GO): protein binding
Source: RefSeq, a predicted model, not a curated record
AUGCGCAUUGACCACGCAUGGGUCUGUUCCCGCAUCCUCUUGCCGGACUCGGCAGAUACCAGCCAGAUCCGCUCACUGGUCUUGCCGGGCAUCCACGAUGAAAAGGUGACCGAGCUCGGCGACGCCCUGGACGCCUUUACCGGCAUCGAAGUCCUGGAUCUCUCCCGCAACGCUCUGACCUCGAUCGACCCGCUCGCCUCGUCCUCCUUUCCGCACCUUCGCAAGCUCAAUCUGUACUACAACCGGCUUCCGGAUCUCGACGCGCUCGCUCCGCUCGCUGCGCUCCCGGCCCUCCGCGAGCUCGACCUCCGGCUCAACCCGGUCUCCAAGGUUGCACCGUCGUAUCGGCUGCGGGUCAUUGCCGCCUUUCCAAACCUCACCCGCCUCGACGAGCGUGACGUGCGCGAGUCGGAGCGCCGUGCCGCCGCCCGGCUGGCGCCGCCGACGCCGGCGCCUGUCUCCCCACCACUGCAGACGCGGACAGCGACAGCCUCGCGCACCUCGCGCAUCUCGCGCCCACACCCGCCACCGUCGCCGUCCCUUCUUUCGGCGCUGAUCGAGUCGCCAACGCCUGCACCGCGACAGGCGCUGCCGCCGGCGCCGUCGUCGACCCAGCGGGCAUUGGUGUUCGUGCCGUCGCCGCGGCGGACCGGGCCUGUGCCGCGGGAGCCGGUCGACGAUGUCGUCGAUGCCCUCAUGGACGUCCUCGCCAAUGGUCCACAGUCGGCCUCGGCGCUUCGUGCCCAGUUUAAGUCGGCACUCCUCUGCCACAUCGACUCGCUCGGCCAGCCGCCCCCGUCAGCGAUGGCCUCGGCGCCACCGGCCGCCAACGCCGAAGCGCUCUGCGCCGAGAUCGACCAUCUCCAGGCUGCAGCGGCGCGUGAAAAGGCGCACUCGGCCCAGCUCUCAGCCACGGUCGAGGCGCUCAAUCGUCAGAUUGCCGCGCUCACUACCGAGCUCGAGCGCGCUGCCGUCGCCCGCGACGACAUGCACGCCGCCACCGCCAUGCUUAAGGAGGCCCACGCUGCGCUCCUCGCCAACAACGAGGCGCUUCUCGAGCGCGUUGCAGCCCAGGACGCAGCCGCCGAGGCCAACGCUGCGGCUUGGAAGGCUAACUUUGACGAGCUCGUCGCUCUCAUCCCCGACGGGCGAGGCGCCCAGGCCGAGGACGAGGAGGGCAGGAGCGAGGGAGCUGUCGGGGGGCCAGAGGCGGCCGGAGCUGGGGAAGCACAGAGUGGAGCCGAGAGUGGGCCAGGCAGCAGGCCCCACGGCCUCGCCGAGUACUCGUCAGUGCUGGACUCCGACGAGCUCUCUGUGGCGGAGAUUGAGUUUGUGCAGGCGCCAAACCAGGCGCAGCAGCGGUGGGGGAAGGGCAGCGGCAACAUCCCGCUCAAUGACUCUCAGGCCUCGCAGGCAUCGACCGGCGCAGGACGCGGGAGAGCGACGUCAGCCGGCUGCUCGUCGAGUAUGGCGCAUCACGGUUCGAUUGAUUUCAGCUCGACGGUGGCGACGCUGUCGGAGCGGACGCGCGUGUAUGACGAUGCCGUGGACGGUGGCACGUCGAGCUGCGGGCGGCUUGGCUCGUCGACACCUGCCAUGAUCUUUGAGCGAACGGUCGAGGCCGAGGCCGAUGACGAUCCCGGAGUGCUCACUGUGGUCUCAGCCAUGCGGACGCCGCGGUCACCUAGGUCAGCACGGUCGUCGCCGCGGUCGGCGCCGCGUACGCCGCGGUCGCCUCGGUCGGCCGGCGCCAGCCGCGAGCUCGUCUUUGAGCGCUCAGUCGAGUCGUCAUGGGUCGGCGACGAUGACGACCUUGACGACCCGGCGUCGAUUGUUUUUGAGCGGUCUGUCGAGUUGGUGCGGCAUCGCGCCGCGCGCCGAAGCGAGGAUACCGACUCGGACAUCUCGGAUGCCGACGGCGUCUUUGAGCGGUCGGUCCAGCAUGACUCGGUCUCGGUGGCGAGCAUGCCGCCGGCGCAUAGCACGCCGCCGCGAGCUGGCCACCUGGCGCCGGUCUCUGAACAGCAACUGUCGCUGGAGGAGGCUCUCGCCAUCAUCCGCAACGCCAAGAAAGCGGCGCUUCCGGCCCGGCUCUCGCCACACUGCCGCUCGCGGCUGACCAUCGUGCCGUCUCCGCCGAGCGUUGUGGCCGUUCUGGAAGACACUCUGCCGGGCAAGUGCCGUUUGCAGUUUGGCCUGCUCGCGGCGUACGUUGAUGGUGGCGUGGCGUGCGUCCGCGACGAGACCGGCUUUGCCUGGUUUGAGGCGACGCUGCUCUCGGUCACCGACGCACGAUCUUCGCAAUGGCAGGCGCCGCGCCUCCCGCUUGCCGACAUGGUGACGCCGGCACAAGCCGCCGAGCUAACCAUGCACGUCCGCAUUGUCUCGCGGGUCAAGGCCGUUGUCGACGCGGUCGGCCUCGUCCCGCUCACCGAGCUCGCAAGCCGAUCGCCAAAGGCGUCCGUAUCAGCUCCACCAUCGCUUCACUUUAGCGCCCUGCUGCGACUCCCCGGCCGCUUGCCUCCCGCCGUCCUCGGCUCUGUCGCCGGUGCCCUCGAGCUGCACACCAUUGGCUGAAGACUGGACGCGUCAGGUUACUUGCGCCCGUAUUGAAGACAGCGACCGA